Messenger RNA from Ixodes scapularis (black-legged tick), 1773 nucleotides. Its product is annotated as solute carrier family 26 member 6. NCBI's taxonomy places the organism in Eukaryota, Metazoa, Arthropoda, Arachnida, Ixodida, Ixodidae. Gene Ontology annotation, biological process: transmembrane transport. Gene Ontology annotation, cellular component: membrane. The transcript is spliced from 14 exons. The coding region runs from base 1 to 1773 and encodes 590 amino acids. The record is from RefSeq and is a predicted model, not a curated record. Gene Ontology annotation, molecular function: chloride transmembrane transporter activity; sulfate transmembrane transporter activity; bicarbonate transmembrane transporter activity.
AUGGCACGUCGCCUCAGCGAGUCGGAGAUAUACGGCAACCAGAAUGACUACGCGCCAUCAUCAACCGACGGUCACGGCACCACACGACGGCCGGUCUUCACUCAGCCGCACUUCGAAAGCGAAUUCGACUGCAUCCCCAAGGACAAGACAACGUUUGGCGAGAAGUUAGUGGACGCGGUGCGCAAGCGAUCGCAGCCCAAGCAGUUCCAGAGGCGUCUCUUGGAUCUCUUGCCCAUAAUUGGCUGGCUGGGUAACUACAGCAUCAAGGGGGACCUGCUCGCUGACGUCAUCGCUGGGGUCACAGUCGCCAUCUUCCAUGUGCCUCAGAGUUUUGGGUACGCCAUCUUAGCUGGUGUUCCCGCAGUGAAUGGUCUCUACACAGCCAUGUUUCCCAUGCUCAUGUACGCGCUCUUCGGCACUUCCAAGCAGCUCUCUAUCGGGGCCUUCGCCGUCGUCUGCAUGAUGACCGGGACCGUGGUAGGUCAGUACGGCUUGGAGUACGGAGCGGCCAACGUGGCGGCAACCCUCAUGUUCUUCGCUGGCAUCUUCCAGCUGUUCUUCGGCAUUCUGAACCUGGGCGGAUUGAGCGUCUUCCUCUCGGAGCAGUUCGUGAGCGGCUUCACGGCGGGAGUGUCGGUCCACAUUGGCUCUAGUCAGCUGGGAAGCCUUUUCGGGUUCGACGUGGGAAACUUCUCCGGACCGUUUAUGCUCAUUCGGAUUUACAUCUCUUUCUUUGGGAAGAUAAACACGACGCACCUCCCCACCUUGGGCCUGUCCUCCAGCUGCGUUUUUCUGCUGCUCCUUAUCAAGCUGGCGGUUGACCCUUUCGUUGAGCGCAAAAUCAGGAUGCCCAUUCCAACUGAGAUGAUCUUGGUAAUCGCAGGAACACUCCUUUCUCGCUACCUCAACCUAGAAGAUAAAGGAUUUGAUGUCAUUGACGACAUUCCUGAUGUUUUCCCUACGCCGGCGGUGCCUGACCUCCGAGUUGAUUUGGUGUCCAAGGUUGCUGUAUCUGCCCUGACAAUCGCCUUGGUCAGCUUCGCCAUAACUGUGUCUUUGGGUCGCAUCUUUGCUAGGCGUCAUGGUGACGAGAUUGCGCCCAACCAGGAAUUUCUGGCACUGGGGAUGUCUAAUCUCUUCGGCUCCUUCUUCGGCUGUAUACCAUCUGGUGCGUCCGUGCCACGCAGUUCAAUUCAAGACAACGUGGGCGGUAGAACUCAGCUCGUCAGCCUCAUCAACUCCGCUUUGAUUGCCAUUGUACUUUUGUAUCUUGGGAGCUACUUAGAGAAACUGCCAGUGGCGGUUCUGGCUGCAAUCAUCUUUGUGUCUCUGAAAAAAGUGUUUAUGCAAGUCCGGGAUUUCAUUAAUUUCUGGAAGUUUUCUAAAAUCGAUGGAUACGUGUGGCUGGUGACAUUUUUCUCAACUAUCAUCCUCGAAGUUCAGCUGGGCCUGGUUAUCGGGGUGGUCUUCUCACUACUCACACUUGUCUACAAAAUUCAAAGGCCUAAGACCUGUCUCCUGGGCCACAUCCCCAACACGGAUUACUAUGUACCCCUCAAGAAGUAUGGAGUGGCGAAAGAAAUAGGUGGAAUUAAGGUAUUCCACUUCGGCGGACCUCUGCAUUUUGCCAACGCCGAAUUCUUCAGGGCGGAAUUGUCACGCCGGACGCUGGUUUCUGUCAGAAAGGUGAUUGCAGCACGGAAGAAAAAUGCAGACAGGACCCCAUCACUUUUUCGUGUUUGUAUAUUCAGGCUUUUUCGCAUGACUGCAUGA